AUGCGGCUGUACAAGGCCAAACGGGAGGGUCUCUCGUUCUGGCCCUUUGGCCGCCAGACCGGGCCAGAACAUGAGAAAUUGUCGGAGGAAUCGGCGGUCGUCGACGAAGUGACCUUAGGGCCAGAUGGGGGAAAGAGAUUCGGAAUCAAGUCCUAUCUUCAUCACUUCUAUCUGUCCCCCACUGUCGAAGAUAUCGAAGGGAAUGCAUGGUAAGGAAUUCAAAAAUGAUGAUAUAAUAUUUAAAAAUAUAAUAAAUGAAGUCAAGAAAUAAAUAAAUUUUCAGGUAUCUGCUGCCUCCACCACCGGCGCAACGAAUGAGUGUUUACAUCUGUCGAGUUGUUACUUUGAUUGGGCUCUUGUUAUUGCUAGCCGGAGCUGGAAUGAUCAUCGUUGGCUACACAUGGAAGCCGCGAAACAGUGUCGAGGAAUCCUUGAUGAAGAUCGCGAUCAGUCAAGAUGAAGAUGGCAACUUUUAUAUCCCACCCGAACGCUUCAACGAAGUCUUGAGGGAUCCGAUGCAUGACUGGAAGAUGGCUGGGUUCUGCUUGUUCGCUUCUGGAGCUGCAUUCAUGGCAUUAAGUCUCCUGGUUCCAACAUGCGCCCAUGUGUUUGGCGGAAAGAAAUUGGCAGCAUUUGUGAGUGAGGACAACACCCCCAACGAACCGCCGGUCAGAAUCUACCCAUCGAUGGGCAACCGAUUCAAAAUCUCUCCCACCAAAUUGGCCGGAGCUCACAAGAUCUCCCCAACAAGGUAACGUAAUCAUUGCGUAAUGCAGGCGUCACUUGUUUCCAGAACGAUAACGUAAUUCUCAAAACACACUUGUGGCGUUCUUUAAUACUUUUUAGUCUCCAAAAAGUAAUGUAUACACUCCUGCCAGAUGUCCGAAAAACAAUCGUGGCUUGUCUUGCCCUUUAAAUCGUGUAGUUCUAUAGCUUGCAGGAGACUUUCGUUUAAUCACCAGGUAGUAUUUCGAAUUUCUUUUUUUGAGAAGUUACAAUUAUGUACGGAUAUUAAAAAAAUAACAUAGAUAAGUAAACAAGAUAUUAUUAGUAAAAAAAUGAUGACAUAAUUACAAAAUUUGUCGUUACUUAUCGCAUAAUUUAGCGGCCCUGUGCCCGUUAUGGAAGAGAUCGCCAAGGUUCAACCGGGCAAAAAAUCGAAUCAGUCAUCGCCAAUCCAGCCCGUCAACGACUUCUUGACUGGCUCACCUCAAGAACCUCUCCUCAAAUGA
Bursaphelenchus xylophilus (pine wood nematode) is the source of this 1232-nucleotide messenger RNA. Lineage: Eukaryota; Metazoa; Nematoda; Chromadorea; Rhabditida; Aphelenchoididae. The record is from the annotation of a GenBank genome assembly.